Molecule: messenger RNA, 2582 nt
Organism: Episyrphus balteatus (marmalade hoverfly)
Lineage: Eukaryota; Metazoa; Arthropoda; Insecta; Diptera; Syrphidae
Gene: Dh31-R
Product: calcitonin gene-related peptide type 1 receptor
Exons: 11
Biological process (GO): cell surface receptor signaling pathway; adenylate cyclase-modulating G protein-coupled receptor signaling pathway
Cellular component (GO): plasma membrane
Molecular function (GO): calcitonin receptor activity
Source: RefSeq, a predicted model, not a curated record
GUUGUGUCCAGUCCAGUGCCGUCAUCAUAAGACCGAGAGUCUUCUUCGGGAGGUACUUGUACUUGCUUGCCAGGGAAUAAAGAAAAAUCAUCUGAAAGAUACUUUCAGUCCGCGUUAGUCAUUCGCGAAAUGAUGAAGUGAAUUGCGCGAAUUCAUAUAAAUAUUCCCCAGUUUUUAAGACCCAUUGAACCUUUUUUAAAAAAUAUAUAUUUUUUUUUACUUUUUCUGUCUUUGAAGAAAAAAAAAAUAAAUUGUUAAAAUUUUCAUGAUUAAUUAAGUAAAUAAAAAAAAAAAUUAAAAAUUGUUUUCUGUUUUCUGAAAAAAAAAAAAAAAUUGCGCGAAAUAUCUUUGAUAUGAAAGUUCAUUGUGAUAUGCAUCUUUUAUAAGCAUCGAUUUAGUGAGCAGAAGGUUAAAAAUAAAUCCCAAGUGAAAACAAGUUUAGUGAAUUAAAUCAAUAAUUCUUGGUCCAAGAAUAUUAUUUCUAAUAAGUGUUAGAAAAAAAAUUUAAAUUAUGUUUAGCUUUAUUAUCUAACUUCACUGAUGUAUGCUCGUAAGCUUAACGAGAUUGUUAUAAGGAUACAUAAUUGAUACCCUGUUGUCGACACGUGAAGGAUAUACAAAAAAUUUAAUAAAAUCUCUUGGAUUUUCAAGAUUAUACUCCUAACAUUCCAGAAUAAUAAUAAAAAAUGAGUACAGCCAGUCCGUUGUCGAAAAAUGACAAUCCCACAUUAUCACCCGAAGAGGAGGUUACACAGGAUCCUUUGGAACGCCUCAAGGCUGAAUGUUUAGAAAGACUCAGUAAUACCACAGCACCUGACUUACCAACAGGUAGUUAUUGUCAUGGGACAUGGGAUGGAUGGUUGUGUUGGCCAGACACUCCAGCUGGAAAGUCUGCUUUCGAAAGAUGCCCAUCAUUUAUUGUGGGAUUCGAUCCAACAAGAACCGCCCACAAAGAAUGUAUGCCCGACGGGGAAUGGUUUAAACAUCCAUCAAAUAAUAAGACUUGGUCAAAUUACACAACAUGUGUUAACUUUGACGACUUAGAGUUGAGAGAGAACGUAAAUUUAAUUUAUGAAACUGGAUAUGGUGUAUCCUUGGUUGCCAUCCUAAUGUCCUUGGCUAUUCUAGGGUACUUUAGAUCUCUGAAAUGUGCCCGCAUAACGAUACACAUGAACCUGUUUGCCUCGUUUGCGGUCAACAACACCCUUUGGCUGGUUUGGUACAAAGUGGUCCUGGCUGACGCGGAACUCCUCAAUGUUAACCCGCCUACUUGUAUUGCUUUGCACCUGGUACUACACUAUUUUCUGCUCAGCAACUACUCAUGGAUGCUGUGCGAGGGAUUCUAUCUGCAUACAGUUCUUGUGUCGGCUUUUAUUUCGGAGAAAAAGCUCGUCAAAUGGUUGAUUGGUUUUGGAUGGGGAGCACCGGCAAUUGUUAUAUUUAUCUAUGGGCUAUCGCGUGGACUGGCGGGCGAAGGUGUGGCUGUUAUGCACUGCUGGAUGAAUCCAACUCAGUUUGAUAACAUAUUCAUUGUACCUGUGUGUAUAUCGAUGUUGUUGAAUUUGCUAUUCCUGUGCAAUAUUAUUCGAGUUGUGCUGGUGAAAAUGAAGGCUCCAGCUGGGGUACAAGGAAAUUGUGGUCCAUCUAGAGUUGCACUGCAGGCUUUUCGGGCAACGCUUCUCCUGGUUCCACUGCUGGGUCUGCAAUAUAUUCUGACUCCAUUUAAACCAGAUGCAGGUCAUCCGUGGGAAGAUGUCUACGAAAUUAUAUCAGCUUUUACGGCAUCAUUUCAGGGACUCUGUGUAGCAAUGUUUUUUUGCUUUUUCAAUGGAGAAGUUAUUGCCCAAGUGAAACGUAAAUGGACGACAACUUUUUACAGCAAUCGGACUCGAAACAACUCCUACACAGCAACUCAGGUCUCGUUCAUUCGCAGUGGUCCUCACAUUCCAGGUGAAGAAAAAGUAUGACUAAAGGAACUGUCAUCGCGUCGAGCAUCCAGUGCUGUCUUAUCAUCCACAUCGAUGACAGGCAGACGAGCCUCAAGUAAAGCUUCGAAUUAUAAUAAUUUUUCAACAAAAAUGUUUCGUCGCCGAACCAUCGAUAAUGUUCGCAUCCAUCAGCCGUUAAUGGAAGAAGCGAUGACAGAUCAAAAAUCCUUACAACAACAACAAACUACUGUCAAUGCAUCAGUUACUAAUAGUAUUAAGAAUGGUGGCAAUGUAGUAGUUACAACUAUUGCCACUGCACAAAAUAAUUCCUGUUGUACAAACAAUAAUCACCACAGUUUUGAUGAAAACAAAAUGGCUGAUGAGGCUUUAUAAUCCCGGAAGUAGAUUUUAUUUAUGUACUUAAAAAUGAAAAAUACAAAAUAUUGCUGAAUUAGUUAUGUGUCAUCAUUGUUUUGUGAAAUGUGCAUUAGGUAUCUAUUGUAAAUAUGAUUUUGAUCUUUGUAGGUAAAAAUUAGGAAGCUUGUUUUUAGCAAAAUUAACUCUGAUCAAACUUACUAGAUAUAGGCAGCCAUUUUGAUAAAUUGGUUGUAGUGGAAGCUUAAAGAUUUUAAAUUAAAACUCACUACAAUUUUC